UGCAGGCACCAUUGUGUACAGCCUAGUGAAUAGAGUUGCUGAGGUGACAAACUUUCACAAUGUCUGCUGAAAAGAAAGAAGAUCCAGUCGAAGGAGAGGAGGAGGAGGAAGAAGAAGAAUUCACAGUUGAAAAAGUUGUCGACUCUCGGAUGCGUGGUGGAAAGAAGGAAUAUUUAUUGAAAUGGAAAGGCUAUCCAGACUCUGAAAACACAUGGGAACCAGAAGAGAACUUAGACUGUCCAGACUUGAUCUCAGCGUUUGAAGAGAAAAAGAAAAAGAGAGAUUCUGAAAAAGGCACGAAAAGAAAAUCCACCACAAACGGAGCUAAAGAUGACCCUUCAAAGAAGAAAAAGAAGGAUGUUGGGAAAUCAGGGGAUGGUGACAACAAGCCUCGGGGAUUUGACAGAGGGUUAGCGCCGGAGAGAAUUAUUGGUGCGACAGACAGCAGUGGAGAGCUCAUGUUCCUCAUGAAAUGGAACGGUAGUGAUGAAGCAGAUCUCGUUCCGGCUCGACAGGCAAACGUAAAAUGUCCUCAAAUCGUCAUCGCGUUUUAUGAGGAGAGACUCACCUGGCACACGCACAAUGAUAACGACGACGACGACAAGAAAGCCGAGGGUUGAGGAUCUCCAGCAGACAACAGGGAAAUAUUACUUUUGGGUGGGUCAGUGGGUGGAUAUUGUAUAAUUUAGCAUUCAUUCUCUCUCUCUCUCUCUGGCUGUCUCUCUCUUUUACUCUCUCCAUCUCUUUCCUCCUUCAUUUGCUUUUCUCCUUGAUUUGUGCACCUAGGCCAAUUGGAGAUGAACCUUUUCGCACUGACCGCGCCACAUGAGCGCUGUUUUUCACUCCGUGAGAUGCAGAGAGCUCCACUAUGGUGCUGGCAGACGCAUGACCUUUUCACGUAGUCCCGUGCCGCCCUGACACUCAGGUAGUUGUGUUUGCCACAAUGUGCUUGCUUUUUCAGUUAUUUGACUUUGACACUUUCAAAAAGUAUUUACAUAUUUUUUCCAGGAUUGUUUCGUCGAGUCAGUUGCCUGAGCGUUUUUUGGUUUACAAGCAAAUGUCUAAGACCACUCCACUUAAACAACACAUUUGACUAAAGCGGUGAAAGUUUUUUUCGUUGAAAAUGCCAGGAAAUUGCUAAUAUUUAAAGAAUAGCGCUCAGAAAGUAAUAGUCUUUAAAGUGUGCACCUUGAACGCUGGAGUGUGCGAAAAGGUUGAAAUACAGUAUGUUGAGUAGAUCAGGUGUGAGUACCUCUCCACUGGUAUAUUUCAUUUGUUCUAGUUCGAAGCCUGCUGUCUAAGUUGAGAAGAGUAAGAAGGCAUGCAUGUGUGGAAAGAUGAUCCUGAAAAAAAAAA
This is a messenger RNA of Aplysia californica (California sea hare), 1356 nucleotides long. RefSeq names its product chromobox protein homolog 1. Gene Ontology annotation, biological process: negative regulation of transcription by RNA polymerase II; chromatin organization. Gene Ontology annotation, cellular component: nucleus; pericentric heterochromatin. NCBI's taxonomy places the organism in Eukaryota, Metazoa, Mollusca, Gastropoda, Aplysiida, Aplysiidae. The transcript is spliced from 6 exons. The record is from RefSeq and is a predicted model, not a curated record. Gene Ontology annotation, molecular function: chromatin binding. The coding region runs from base 60 to 620 and encodes 186 amino acids.